AUGCUCUUCUUGUUGGCAGCAUUGGAGUCUUCCUUUUUUGUAAAAUUGACGGCAGGUUUCUCCACUCUGGCCUCCAGCAAAAGAAAGUUCUCUGCCAAAAUGUCGUCCACCUGUCUCUCCUCCACUUCGGUAUCAUACAUGGAAGCCCUCUCUUUGGCAGCCUCGGAAGGUUUGGGCCGGCCCGUUGUACUGGAAAGCACAGCCGGAGGAGGCUACAGUGGUGGGGGAGGUGCCAGCACCUCGGCGGUUCUGGAUAAGGAGACGGGUGACAAGUACUUUGUCAAGGCCGCCUCGGGUGAAUACGACAUGCUCAAGGCAGAAUACCUGGGAGUCAAAGCCAUGGCCGAAACAAGUACCAUUCAAGUGCCCACACCGAUUGCCUUUGGACAGCAUGAACGGCGUGCCUUUGUCAUCUUUGAAUAUCUCAGCUUUUGUGGAGGCGGGUCCCAAUUCGAACUCGGAGUCCAGCUGGCAAAGAUGCACCGGUCGACCAGCGACAAGAGAUUUGGAUUCGAAGUGGACAAUACAAUUGGCGCAACGCCACAACCCAAUCUACCGUGGAUGGAUGACUGGGCCGACUUUUGGGAUACCCAUCGAUUGGGCCACAUGCUCAAGUUGACUGGAAAUGCCGGGCUCGGUGAUGACAAAGUAAAAGAGUUGCGACACAAGACCCGAGAACUACUCUCUCACAAACCGGCGCCAAGUUUGAUUCAUGGAGAUCUGUGGGGUGGCAACAAGGGUUUCUGCAAAAAGGAAGAUGGCAAAGUGGUACCCGUUAUUUUUGACCCGGCGACGUACUACGGAGAUAGGGAAGCUGAUGUGGCCAUGACGGAUCUAUUUGGUGGCUUUGGUAAAGACUUCUAUGACGGAUACAACUCAGAGUGGCCCUUGCCAGAGGGUCAUGAGAAAAGGGUAGAAGUCUACAACCUUUAUCACAUUCUUAAUCACGAUGUGCUGUUCGGGGGAAUGUAUAUCAACCAAGCCCGGGGUAUGAUUGACAGGAUUCUACGACCAUGA
Seminavis robusta is the source of this 1017-nucleotide messenger RNA. The record is from the annotation of a GenBank genome assembly. Lineage: Eukaryota; Bacillariophyta; Bacillariophyceae; Naviculales; Naviculaceae.